AUGAACUUACUUUUUAUCCCGUUAAUUUUAAUUCUAUCAUUAUUAUUUACACGACUUUACCAUCCUCUCUCAAUGGGAUUGACCUUAUUAAUUCAAACUGUCCUAAUUUCGCUUUCAGCCGGAUUAAUAACAUACACUUACUGAUUCUCUUAUAUUUUAUUCAUAAUUUUUUUAGGAGGUAUAUUAGUAUUAUUUAUUUAUGUUACUUCCUUAGCCUCAAAUGAAUCUUUUUCAUUCUCUUAUUCUUCUCUCUUUUUUUCGACUCUUUUAAUCUUUAUUCUCACCCCACUCUCUAUUCUAUGAGAUCCUUUAAUAAGUGAAACAAUAACUAAUUUACCCCUUUCAUCAUUAGUAUCUAAUUCAUCAAAUGUGUUUAUUAUUAGAUGAAUUUAUAGUACUAACUUAAUAAAUUUUACUUUAUUUAUUAUCCUUUAUUUACUUCUAACUUUAAUUGUUGUAGUAAAAAUCUCUAAUUUAUUUAAAGGGCCUUUGCGACUAUCUCCUUAA
Molecule: messenger RNA, 507 nt
Organism: Scylla paramamosain (green mud crab)
Lineage: Eukaryota; Metazoa; Arthropoda; Malacostraca; Decapoda; Portunidae
Source: the annotation of a RefSeq genome assembly